Schizophyllum commune H4-8 is the source of this 2531-nucleotide messenger RNA. RefSeq lists its product as uncharacterized. The transcript is spliced from 9 exons. The record is from RefSeq and is a predicted model, not a curated record. Gene Ontology annotation, biological process: DNA-templated transcription; regulation of DNA-templated transcription. Gene Ontology annotation, molecular function: DNA-binding transcription factor activity, RNA polymerase II-specific; zinc ion binding; DNA binding. Lineage: Eukaryota; Fungi; Basidiomycota; Agaricomycetes; Agaricales; Schizophyllaceae. The coding region runs from base 73 to 2430 and encodes 785 amino acids.
CCUCUCUUCAUAUACGACGGACGGUCGUAUGCUCUUCGCUUCGUCUUAUACUCGUUCCCCACCGUCGUUGCCAUGCCUGCAGACCGCGAGAAAGACGUACUCCAUCUCUCGAGCGCCAGCCCCGAUCCGGAGAGGCCGCCGUCCUCCCUAUCCGCCGACAAUGCCUCCACUUCGCGCGCCACUCAACAUCUCGCCCUCGACGAGGACCAGCCCCUCGAAUUCCGCCGCAAGGAUGGCUCGAUCUCGCGUAUGCGCUCGCAUAAGGGGAACAUACCCGUCCUCCCCCAGACGAAGCUCUGCCCCCAUUGUCCCGCCAAGUUCACUCGCACCACCCAUCUGAAUCGGCAUAUGCGGAAUCACACGAACGAUCGUAGCCAUCAAUGCGAGACCUGCGGAUCCCAAUUCACACGUAGCGAUCUGCUUACACGGCACAAGAAGAGCUGCAAUGACCCGCUGAGCCACCUGCGGCGCAAAGCUUGCAUCUCCUGCACGGAAUCCAAGAUCAAGUGCGACCGUCAGUACCCCUGCUCGAAGUGCAUCUCGCGGGGCAAGACAUGCGAGUACAAGGCUCCCGUCAAGCGCGCUAGCGCACGGAAACCCAUGGACCCGCCAGCGUCCGCCAAGGCGUCGUCUGUCUCCUCGCGCCACGACAAUCCCACCACCUCCGCGUCAUCUGCCACCGGGCCCUCCCUCCCCAACUCCCACUCGCCUCUCGACUCAUCAACUGAUCGACUGGCCAUCGACUUCCUCACUGCGUAUCGGGACCCGUUGCCGCACUCUGGCUUUUCUGAUACCAGUUCAAAUUUCUACAACUCCGUCGCGUCCGAUACCACUACCACGCACACGGGGACCGACGCUGUCGGCACAACCCGCAGCCAUUUAGCCUCGAUGUACAGCGGGGACAUGUUCCAGCCGUUCUUCAGUAACGUCUUCUCGGACUCGCCCCCCUCGGCCACCCACAUCUCGUCGUCGGACACCGACGCCUCGGCGGGGAUGGAUCCUAGCCUGCAUCUUAUACCGUCGAUGAGUGGAGGAGGAUUGGGCAUGGCGGAUAAUAGUAAUAUGUUUGCGCUCAGCUUCGGGCCCAGCCUUGGCCCCGAAGUAUCCGACAUGCGUAGCGCUCCCCACUACGAACUCAGCCUGGGUCGGUCAAAGGAGGGACUGUCGGCGGCGUGCCAACACUACUAUGCGCUCUUCUACUCCGCCUUCCUGGUGCAAAUACCAAUCGUCCACAUCCCGACGUUCAAGUUGGAUGAGUGCCCCGAAAUCCUGCGAAACGCCGUCUUCGCGUGCGGCGCGCUCUUCGUGAAGACACGCAAGGCCGCGAGUUACAUCACGCAGGCCCUGGGGACGACGCGGGAAUUGUUGUUGCACGAGUUCGCCAAGGACCCACACAACAUCCACGAGCAAUCGACUUUGAUCACCGCUGUCGCCCUCUUGCAGACUAUCGGUCUCUUCCACCAAAGGCCAAGUGAGCGUGCCUCCGCCACAAUUUACCACGGCAUGCAGAUCAUGAUGAUCCGGCGCCACAACCUCAUCGGGCUCAAUGCACUCUGGAGGCCACCAAACAUCACGGAAGCCAACCGCGAGGCGGCGUGGCGCGAGUGGGUACGACACGAGACGCUAAAAAGGGGCCUAUUGUGGGCGUACAUGCACGACUGCUGCCAUAGCAUUUACUUCGCCUUGUCGCCGUCGUUCCAACCGAAUGAAGUCAUGCUGCACCUACCGUGCGAGGACCGUCUCUGGAACGCAGCGUCCGCCGACGAAUGGUACAUGGCGCUGCAGGAUAGGAGCUCGCCGUACGGUGAUAUGGAGACUCGCCUUACAGGCCUGCCACUGCAGGCUGCCAUCACGUCACUCACCGCCGCGCGACUGCUGACGACGCCCAUACCCUUAUCGCCUUUCGGUCACUUCGUACUCAUACACGUCAUUCUUCGCGCGCUGUUCCAGACCUGCUUCGAGAGUCGCUUGCCACGCUCAGACGGCUCGCAGCGAAGCAUGCGCGAGGAGGAACUGACGACGCAAGAAGUCUUCGGCCAUCAGUACGCGCUGCACAACUGGCUGCAAAACUGGCUGAAGUCACCGGACAUGCCGAAACUCGAACAAGGGGCGGAGGAGCCACCAUUCAUACAGCAUUCGCUCCCUUUUUACUGGCUGGGUCAGGUCGCCAUUCUCGCUCAUCAAGAAGGUUUGCCGCCGUUCGAGCCCAACUCGCAGCAGAACUUGAACGGCGACGUGCGGUUCAAGAUGGUCAAGAAGUGGCUGAAGCACAGCCGUGGGUUCGUGCGAAUGAGCGACAAGGGGCCGACGGUCUUCUGGGACGAGCUCAUGAAGAUCAGGUUGCAAACGUGGCAGCUGGAGAUGGAGGACGAGGUGGCGGUGGUGAAUGAGGACGACCCCGGGCUGCUUGGGUUCUUCCCGGAGAGCUGAAGGAAGUGUCUGUUAGACGGUCUUUAUGAUGUAGACGACCCACGUACGAAGGAUGUGCAGAUACACGUGCAUAAAAAGGAAUAGAAGCAGUUAUCGAUUCA